AUGGAGGCGGUGGAAAGAUCAUCACUUCUCUUUAGAGCAGCAGGUCUGUUGAACACUACGCCUCCUGCCACCAAAUCAGAGUCCAUGGAUGACCAGUAUUCAUUGGAAGUGGAGCCACAUUCAACACCCCUUUCACCAAACAGGCGUCGAAGACCAGCCGAAUCAUGCUCUGAUGGUCCACUUGCUGAGGCAAAAGUGCUAAAAUGUGGAAACCAUGGGAAUGAAGACAGGAGCCUUGAAUUUAACUCACCAGAGGAUAUGGCCGGCAAAUCCUUCCCCUACUGCCCACCCGAGUUGAGCCAAGCGAUAUUUUCCAACAUCCUCGCUGCCCUUACGUCCGGCGGAUUCAUUAAUCCGUUCACUUGUCCAUUCACUGAUACCAUUCCUCAAUCACCCAUUCCGAAUGGAGGCCCACCCCAGGCGAAAAAUUUGUGUUCGUCGAAACCAAAGACCUCUCACGCUAUCCGUGAUAUCCUGGGGGUGGGGGAAACAACGAAUAACCAUGAGGAAAAAACCAAGGAACCGCCUAAAGCUUCCUUCGGAUCCCUCCCACAGCGGAUUCCUGCCGUUUUCUCAUUUGAUGAUAAGAAAUGCGAGUCUAGAAAGACUCCUCCAUCAUACCCCAUGAUGAACUGGCCAUCCCAACAUCCCUGUCUUGGUCUUCCACCACAAGAGUCGUCUCCUGACUUCGCGACAGCACUCAGACAAUUGGGAGGCCCUGGCUACCAUCCCACCGGGAGUCCUUCUACCUUCUCUAAUGAACCUGAGUUACGGCGAUCACCAACGGGCUCGAAUUACUUCCCACAGAAAUUCGGAAUGCCUCAUUUCGGCAUGCCUGGACCUACUUCUCCAAACUCCAACUACCUGUGGAUGCGCCACCCUAGUGAACACCUGAGCCAAAUGGACAAAGACGGAAAGCGGAAGCACACGCGACCGACGUUUUCCGGCCAGCAGAUUUUUGCGUUAGAGAAGACCUUUGAACAGACGAAGUACCUUGCAGGACCCGAGCGAGCCCGCCUUGCCUACCUUCUGGGCAUGUCUGAGAGCCAGGUCAAGGUGUGGUUUCAGAACCGUAGGACAAAAUGGCGAAAAAGAAGUGCCGCUGAUAUGGCGAGCAUAAAGUCAGGUGCAACCAAUCAACCUCUGACCUUUGUUGGCGGCUCAAACACCAAGCUGCCAGUUACUAACGAACACACAUCGCCCAGAUCCGAGUCCCGAAACAUCCACUCACCGACAGAGGACGCUCCCAACGGUCCAGUGGAGUCGUGCGAAGAAACAAAGGAUGUUCCCACUCCCCUUCCCACAGCUAUCCCUCCCCAUCUGGCUAGCGCCUUCUUAGCAGCUACAAGCUCAAUCCAGAGUCUUCCGUUCCCCUUCGCCAUGAUGCCUCCGACCGUUGGGCCACCUCCGAGGGGAGACCUGGAUGAUCCAUUGCGGUCACGCAUCUGCGGUAGCAGCAGUGCAGCCGAUAAGUUGUUGAACCCCCUCCUGUUCCAGCCACCCACGAGAACCGAAAAACCAUAG
Molecule: messenger RNA, 1524 nt
Organism: Mesocestoides corti
Lineage: Eukaryota; Metazoa; Platyhelminthes; Cestoda; Cyclophyllidea; Mesocestoididae
Source: the annotation of a GenBank genome assembly